This is a messenger RNA of Anguilla anguilla (European eel), 1962 nucleotides long. RefSeq names its product MRG/MORF4L-binding protein-like. The coding region runs from base 54 to 704 and encodes 216 amino acids. The record is from RefSeq and is a predicted model, not a curated record. Gene Ontology annotation, biological process: regulation of transcription by RNA polymerase II. The transcript is spliced from 6 exons. NCBI's taxonomy places the organism in Eukaryota, Metazoa, Chordata, Actinopteri, Anguilliformes, Anguillidae. Gene Ontology annotation, cellular component: NuA4 histone acetyltransferase complex; nucleus.
GCACGACGAACUCUUCCUCUUUCCUCCGUUUACCGUUUCUUACCAGAAGAGAUAUGGGGGAAGCUGACACGUCUCCCACAGAAGAGAAACAUGAGGAUUCGGGGAUUAAUCCUGCCGAGGACUCUGUCACAUGGAGCCAAGAGGUGGAAGUGUGCCUUUUCCAUGCUAUGCUGGGACACAAGCCUGUAGGGGUUAAUCGUCAUUUUCACAUGAUUUGCAUUCGAGAUAAAUUCUGCCAAAAUAUUGGAAGACAAGUGUCCUCUAAAGUGAUCUGGGAUCAUCUCACUACCAUGUACGACAUGCAAGCUCUGGAUGAAUCUGAAAUAUUGCCUUUUCCCAACUUGGAGAAGAGUUUUGUUCUUCCGGAGGAAAUAAUUCAAGACGUGAAAGAAGGUAAACUGGGGCAGGAGGAGGAAGAGAUAGAGGACGCCGGAGAGGAGGGAGCCCUGUGUGCAUCAGCCAGAGAAGGGGAGGCAGGCGAUCCGGGGAACCAGCAUGCAUGCAGUUUAAUAGGCAGCACCUCCUCUGGGAAUGGCACGGACAGCCCCCCAACAAAAGAGGAGAAAGUCAGAGAGAGGGCUCCAAGUGAGAGUGGAUCAAAGGAGACUGCGGAGAAGCGGAAGAGGAACCGUUCCACGGAGAAAUUGCUCGGCUUGAACACCGACCCUUCCAGCCCCGGUGGAGCCAAGCGCCGCAGGAUAUAGCCACCAGGGGGUGCCCAUGAGCCAGCAAGGACUGGGAGCCACUCGCAUCAGGGUUUCGUAAGGCCAUGAGGGUAGCGAGGGGGACGGAGGAGCAAUAGAGGAUCACUGGAGAAAGUGACAUGUACAUUUCCUCUCAGAAGAAAAUGGACAGGACAAGUCAACUUCCAAAGCUUAAAAAACAAGGACGUUCCGUCCUAAGAUAGGCUGCCUGUUCUCACUUUCUGCCUUGAUGUAACAGCUUUUUGCCACUUUAAGUUACUUGGUCUUAUUUGCUGUCUAUUUCAAAUAGGGAUUUAGCCAAUGAGAUCCAGGCAGUAAGUGUACUGUGAGGGCCUGUGGCUACACAAUGCUAAUGGUUUGCAUUCUCUCUGACUAUGACAUCAUCCUCAGUGAAAUCACAAUAAAUCCUUCAGUAAAAUAUGUCAACUUGUCCUAUACUGAAUAAUGCCCCUCGGUUGGGAGUUAUAAAUGGGCAAAUGGACUUGACUUAUGGUUGCUUCUGCCCCUGCCAGUACACACACUUCAACUAAUUUCUGCAUUUUAAUGGACUGCUUGAAAAGUGAAUAAAAUAUUGAAAAUCCAGUUUGUUCAGGCUGACUGUUAGGUGCGUCUUGUGGUAACAGUCUUGGCUUAAACCUAAUGGCCUAUCACGACAUUGAGGAGAAUUGUAGGCGUGUAGAAUACUCAAAGUACGUGUUUUGUGAGUCUGCUUUUCUUUGCAAUGGUGCGCCUUCCCUGCAGUAGUUCUGAACUGUAGGUGUUGACUGGUAAAUACUGCUUCAUAUGAAUCAGCCUCUUUUUGUUUUUCAGUUUUUUUCUUUUUUUUUUUUGGCCCACGCAUAGGCUUAGUGUGACUGUUUGAAUUGGUACAUAGACAGCAGCAGCUUCUGGCCUUGUCUUUGGGGAUUCAUGAAAAAUCAGUGAUCUUUCCCACUUUAUUUCACAAAGCGUGCCACAGGAGUAGUAUAGCAGAAGCUGCAGUAUCUGUAGCUCUCAAUAAACACACACCUUUUCAUCAUCCAUUACAGGUUUCCAGAUGAUAACAAUGUUCAGUCAAAUCAAUUUGCUGAAUAUAACAGGACGGUUCUUUCACUGUCUGUGUGAUUCUUUUAGUGGGGGAAGUUGUCUUUUGCCAUUGCCAUUGUUUUUGCCAAAUUGUUCUCUGGUUGAAAAAAGUAUUUACAAUUUCUUUUUAUUUAUUCUGCAUACCAGAUGCUAUUUUUGACUAUUUGAUUAAAUUGCAUUUUUUGACAAAAUA